GCUUCCGUAGGUAGCCGUAUAUUAAUGACAGAAAGCACCAUGGCUGCCUCCAGUGGACAUACAGAGUAGCUAUCGAAUCUGAAAACAUACAUCGAAAUUACUUCACGCAAAGACCACCGCUACUAUGGGACCAACAGUCCAUCCAAUUUUCGAGAGACGAACAUCCACCUGGCAGUAUAUUGUGGCAUGCCCGGAAACGAGCGAAGCAGUCAUUAUCGACCCGGUACUGGACUAUAGCCAGGAGCAGCUAACGAUUAAUACGGCCUCCGCCGAUAGCCUGCUAGAUGUGGUCAAUUCACACAACUACAAAAUAGUCCGCCUCCUCGAGACCCACGCCCAUGCCGAUCACCUCACUGCAGCCUCCUACCUCCAAUCACGACUACAGGUGCAAGGUACCAAAGUUCCUGUCUGCAUAGGACGAAGGAUUCGCCAGGUCCAAGACACCUUCGCUAAGCGCUAUGCUGUCCCCACUGAUGAGCUAGAAAAUGCGUUUGACCAUCUACUGGAGGACGAUGAGACCUUCCCGAUUGGAAACCUCACAGCGAAGGUCCUAUACUUGCCCGGCCAUACCCCUGAUCAUGUGGGCUAUCUCAUUGGUAGCAAUGUCUUCGCAGGCGACUCUAUAUUCAACCCAGACGUUGGUAGUGCUCGCUGUGACUUUCCAAAUGGAGAUGCUGAGGCUCUAUAUCAAUCCAUGCAAAAGCUGCUCGAGCUUCCAGAGGAGUUCAAAUUGUACACCGGACAUGACUACCCACCAUCUACAUGCGAAACGAAACGAGAGCCCAUGCCUUUUGCGACGGUGAAGGAGCAACGAGAAAGAAACAAACACGUGGCAGGAGGUCGUGAGGAGUUCGUUACAUGGAGGAAGACCAGGGAUUCGGGGCUAAAUGAGCCAAGACUACUUCACCAGGCUUUACAGAUCAAUAUUCGCGGAGGAAAGUUGCCUCGGAGCCCCGAUGGUAGCCGGAGGAUUUUUCUGCAGGUUCCUGUUACAUUGGCGGAGAGUUUGGCUUGAUUAAUUUAAUAUGUCACCUUGUUACCAUAUAUGGAAUUUCGGGCUUUUCUGGUUCAGAUGUAGGGUGUGGUUACAUCUGUGUACAAAUUGACAUCUAAUAUGCGGGGAAGGCGUUAAUAUUAUUGUGAGCUGAAGGAGGUAACCAACCUGAGAGACACCGAUCGAGAUUGAAUGAGGAAAAUCAGAAUAAUUAUUGACGAUUGGACAAGUUAAAAUGCCACAGUAUUA
Molecule: messenger RNA, 1243 nt
Organism: Aspergillus caelatus
Lineage: Eukaryota; Fungi; Ascomycota; Eurotiomycetes; Eurotiales; Aspergillaceae
Product: MBL fold metallo-hydrolase
Exons: 1
Coding region: 125-1015 (296 amino acids)
Biological process (GO): hydrogen sulfide metabolic process; glutathione metabolic process
Molecular function (GO): sulfur dioxygenase activity
Source: RefSeq, a predicted model, not a curated record